GUGUCGCUUCCAUUCUACAUGAUCAUACUAGUGAUACAUGGCCAAUCAUACGGGACAUGCGUCCGACGCGAACCAAACUCUGCCAUGCAUUCUCGGUGAUACGUCAAUCGUAUGUACCUCCGCCGUGGUCGAUAUAGAUCGGCGAGAUCGCUUCUCUUCCUCAGUGGCGCCCUUAUAAGAUACCAUGUCCAGCCCAUGCUCCGGUUAUAAUCCGACCCAUCACACUUUCCCCGCAGUGCACUAUGCCUGCGUCGCUGUGGGCCCUACACAUCAUCGCUUUUCUUUGCUUCUGGAGAGCGCCCUCUGUACUGGCCGACAACCCAAUAUCGCCAGGUUUCCCCUACGGCUCUGAAAAAGUUCGUGGAGUCAACCUCGGUGGCUGGCUCGUCCUUGAGCCUUGGAUUACUCCCAGUCUCUUUGAUGCGACAGGAAACGCGAACAUCGUUGACGAAUGGACCUUUGGCCAGCUGCAAAGCAAAUCCACCGCAACUGCCGCUCUACAGAACCACUGGAACACGUGGAUCACCGAGAGCGACUUCGCUGCCAUUGCGGGGGCAGGACUGAAUCAUGUGCGACUGCCAAUCGGGUACUGGGCGUUCGACGUUUCGGGGGGCGAACCUUACAUUCAAGGACAACUACCAUACCUCCAGAAAGCGGUGACUUGGGCAGGCAAUCAUGGGCUGAAGCUGAUAGUCGACCUCCACGGCGCUCCCGGAAGCCAGAACGGCUUCGACAACUCGGGACACAGAGUGUCUUUUCCUGAAUGGCAAUCCAACUCGGACAACGUUCAGCGCACGGACAACAUCAUCAAGACGCUGGCAGACAUGUUCAAGGAUCAGACUAACGUCGUAACAACAAUUGCUCCGUUAAACGAACCGGCCGGGUUCGAUGGUGACGAUAUACUGUCGGUUGUACGGCAGUACUGGUACGAUUCGUAUGGUAACAUCAGAUUUCCAUACGGCUCUUCCCAGCAAAGCAACACCCUUGUGUUGCUGCAUGAUGCGUUUCAACCCCUCAGCUAUUGGAGUGGCUUUCAGACGCCGCCAAACUGGCAAGGAGUCGCGAUGGACACGCACCUGUAUCAGGUCUUCUCCGAUGCGGAAGUUGCAAUGUCGCUUCAAGAUCAUAUUAACACAGCGUGUUCCAAGGCAUCCUCUUUGUCUUCGUUCGAUCUCUGGGCAAUCGUCGGAGAGUGGACCCCGGCAUUCACGGACUGUGCCAAGUACUUGAACGGGCGUGGCAUCGGCUCUCGAUAUGAUGGGUCUUUCAGUGGCGAGGCUGCCGUCGGAUCAUGCUCCGGGAAGACUGGCAGCGGCUCCUCCUUCAGCUCAUCGUACAAGACGCAACUUCGUCAAUAUUGGGAGGCACAGGCGCAAUCAUACUCUUCGGGAGCUGGUUGGAUUCAAUGGGCGUGGAAAGCGGAGAACGCCGACGAUUGGUCAUAUCAGGCUGGUCUCCAGUACGGAUGGAUCCCGCAGAACCCGACAAAUUAUCAAUACCCAAACAUAUGUGGCUGAGAGUGCCGUGGGCCUUGAGGCUUGCGUUGAACAUGGUCGCGAACGCACAUGGUGUUAUACUGGCAAGGAGUGGCUAUGCCUUGCUGUUGUACAUGAAUUCCUUGGUUGUAACGAUGUCGUUAGUUUGAAGGGGUUGUCCGAGUGACAACGACAAAUGACGUUGACGUUGAUCACCUCGUUGAAAUGCGAGACCGUG
Messenger RNA from Punctularia strigosozonata HHB-11173 SS5, 1713 nucleotides. Its product is annotated as exo-beta-1,3-glucanase. Gene Ontology annotation, molecular function: beta-glucosidase activity. Gene Ontology annotation, cellular component: extracellular region; cell surface. The transcript is spliced from 13 exons. NCBI's taxonomy places the organism in Eukaryota, Fungi, Basidiomycota, Agaricomycetes, Corticiales, Punctulariaceae. Gene Ontology annotation, biological process: glucan catabolic process. The coding region runs from base 243 to 1517 and encodes 424 amino acids. The record is from RefSeq and is a predicted model, not a curated record.